UCAAAUAUAUCUGAUUAUUCACUCAUCUAAUAUACACUUGAAAACUAAAAGUACAAGCUAUACAUAAUAGUUUAUUAAUCUGGUAGAGCUUGUGCAUCAUUUUCCAACACUGAAGGCACAUAAUGUUUGGACUGCUGCGUUCUCAACUCCAAUAUGUGAGAAUAUUUGAACGCAGUAUGGCUUUCUAUGCUGUUGCAAAAGGACGGAAAGUUGGAAUAUAUGAAAACUGGACGCAAUGUGAGCAACAGGUAAAGGGUUUCAAAGGGGCCCUUUACAAGAAGUUCAACUGCCGCCAAGAGGCGGAGAAAUUUAUCAGUCCCGCUGGAGCUGGAACUCAGGGAAAUUACGCACCAGAUAAAAUAGCUGUGCCCCUUGGACAAAGAAAAGGUCCGCCAGUUAGUUGGCAGCAUCAGUCGCCGAAUGAAGUUGAAAGCAAAGAUUUCUGGCCAGAAGAUGUUGAUGAAAAACAGGAGGUCACAGAUGAUGAUUUAUUGCUGGCCAUGAAUGAGGUAGAAGGAUUUACUGAACAGCCAGGCAACAAUCUCAAACGUAAAGCUGAAAGCAGCAGCUCUGCAAAAUCGAAAAUUCCACGGUACAUCUCAAAUGUAGAAGAUGUCGUUGCGCUGAAGCAAUUCGGCCCAUUUGAGUUUACGAUGAAUUCCGAAGGAUAUGUCAUUGUCUAUACGGAUGGUUCUUGUCUAGGCAACGGGAAAAAACAUGCAUGCGCCGGCUUUGGCGUUUACUUUGGUGACAAUCAUCAACUAAACGCGGCAAAGCCCGUACUGGGGCGUGUAACAAACAAUGUGGGCGAAAUUCAGGCAGCAAUAUAUGCUAUUAAAACCGCAUUGGAUUUGGGCAUUAAAAAGCUUAGCAUUAACACAGAUUCACAGUUCCUCAUCAACUCGAUAACAAAGUGGGUACCCGGUUGGAAGAGGCGUGGCUGGAAGCUUCCAAAUAUGCAACCUGUUAAAAAUGUAGCUGACUUCAAAGAAUUGGAUGAGCUACUGCAAAGCGAUCAAGUUCAAGUCAAAUGGAACUACGUCGAAGCGCAUAAGGGCAUCAAGGGAAAUGAAAUGGCAGACAAAUUGGCACGACAAGGCUCCCAAUUAUACAGAGAGUUAAAUUGCAAAAAUGUUUAGUUUAUAUUUAAUUAAUUUCAAGGUGUAUUUCACUAGGCGAGUAAUUUUUGAAUUUAGAUGAUCAAUAUGAUUAUUAUUUUCGGUAUUUUGAGCCACGCGCGUAUUUUUUGAAUUAAGUAUGCAGCCCAAUAAAAUUG
Molecule: messenger RNA, 1276 nt
Organism: Drosophila hydei
Lineage: Eukaryota; Metazoa; Arthropoda; Insecta; Diptera; Drosophilidae
Gene: rnh1
Product: ribonuclease H1
Exons: 4
Coding region: 123-1139 (338 amino acids)
Biological process (GO): DNA replication, removal of RNA primer
Molecular function (GO): RNA-DNA hybrid ribonuclease activity; magnesium ion binding; nucleic acid binding
Source: RefSeq, a predicted model, not a curated record